UAGUGAGUGACUCAACUGCUCUGGGAACGUAUCAUUAUCAUCACGAGACAUCGAUAGACAGUCAGAGACAAAUACUGUCGAUUGAUAUGUGGUUUAUGCAGGGGUUGAGAGAAUAUUUUGAGGUAGAAUGAGUGUUUUUGGGGAUUUUCAGAGGGUCUGGGUGGAGAGAUUUCCGGACUCUGCACUUCCUGCUGCAUGGGAAGAGGAUGUGAGGGCGAAUUUGAUAAAACACAAGCAAAAGGUUGCAAGCUUGAGGGAAGAACUUGAGAAAGAAAAAUUCUACGUGGAGUACCUGGAGAGACUCCUGGCAGAUGUAGAGCAGCACAAAAAGCUCGCAGAGAAGUCCGCGGGCUCUCCACCGGCCCCAAAACCUCCGGAAUCGCCGGCCCAUCAACGACAAUCAGAGAGAAAUCCACCAGAGCCAUCGAAGCCUGAGGAAUCUCCCACAGAAUCGACAAUUCCACCUCUUCCUGUCCGUCAGGACAUCAGCAAACUGCAGGACAAAUGUGUGUCCGAACUGAGUUCCUCAUUGCACUCGUCACGACGUCCAAAAUCCGAAAUCCCGAAGAGCCCGUCGAAGAUAUUCGCUAAUCCUAGGCGAAACAGUGAUCCUGAUAUUCCUAGCAAUUAUGUGACUGUUAUCGAGGUCACGGGCAACUCAAAACGAGAGAAACUUGAGGAGAAUGAUGUUAAGGAGGAGCCGGAGAAGGAGGGUCAUGAAAAGUCCACCGAGGAAGCUGAAGACGGUGACGGUGAGGCCUCCGAGGAGGAGCCAUACUACGACUCAGUAGCCCUCGACCAAACCGGCGAGUACGUUUACAUAGACGCGCGAAUUCCCCCGUUGAACCCCGAGAAGCCCCCGCGUCGUCCUCCCUCCCUCCCCGACUCCCCGGGUAACCGUUCCAACUACGUGAACAUCGACUACUUUAUUCAACAUCGCGCUCAAAUAGACUCCGAGGACGAGGAGGCCUCGAACUCUGCCCCGACGAUUCUCCUCCGCGCGCUUUCCACGGACAACGAGACCGGUAGUUCCGACGCGGAGCCCUUGAGCCUCUCCGAGGGCUCCCUCGAGUCGCCCACCCCGACGACCCCGCGAAAACCCCCGAAAGACGCGGACAAUCGCGACACCGACCGCCAGUCAAUGGUCAAAUGCAUCGUCAACUCCGUCGUCGACUCCGAAACGAUUUACGUCGAGUGCCUGAACGUAAUGCUCCAAUACAUGAAGGCCAUCCGGGCGACCUUGACGACCUCACAACCCGUCAUCUCCGAGGAGGAAUUCCAAACAAUGUUCUACAAGAUUCCGGAGCUUCACGCGCUCCACCAGAACUUUCUGGACGAGCUCCGCUCGAAACUCGAGAAAUGGGACCCAAAAACCUCGAUCGGAGAGCAGUUCAAGGUCAUGGCCUCUAACAUAAACUUGUACGGUGCAUUUUUGCAUAAUUACGCGCGGGCAACGGACACGGUGCGCAGGUGCUCCACCAACAGCUCACAAUUCGGUGAGAUCACUCGAGACAUCCGGCUCAAGAGUUUUCCGAAGGGUCCGGGGCUGUCGCUCGAGGAUCUCCUCCACAAACCGGUCGCGCGGGUCCAAAAAAACGCACUGGUCCUUCACGACCUCCUGAAACAUACGCCCGCGAGUCACUCGGAUCACGCGCCCUUGAGCGAAGCCCUCGCGAUGACUCGAAACUUCUUGGACGAGUUCAAUAUCAUCCAGACAAAAUCGAUGUUCCCUAGUCACGACCGCGCUCAAAGACGCUUAGUCAAGAACUCGUUCAUCGUGGAGCUUGCGGACGGCCACCGAAAGCUCCGUCACCUCUUCCUCUUCAACGACGUCAUAGCUUGCGCCAAGUACAAGGCAUCGGGACGGGAUAAAUUUACGUUUGAGCUGAAGUGGUACGUCCCUGUGAGCGAGGCGCUCGUGACGGAAGACGGUAUUGAGCCGCGAGAGAAUUCUCCGGCCAAUGUUGUCUCGUUGCGGUCACAAGCGUGCACCGUUAGGGAUCAGAUCCUCUGGGAGGAGAGAAACGACGAGAAGAAGAAUCGCUCACAGAGGUGCUCAGAGAAAAACAGGAAGAAGCUCGCGGAACUCGAGGCGCAACUGGUGCUCGCAAGCCCCAAUUUGGUGAUGCGGGUAUCGCAGAAGCAAGCGAGAACGCAGAAUUGUUACACAUUCUUUCUGUCGAGUGAAUUUGAGCGGGGCCAGUGGAUCGAGGCGGUAGACGCGCUGCAGCAGGGGGGCAUGCCCCCGGGGAGUCUUCCGUUGUCCAUGUAUGAGCUGCAGGCGUGGGUAACUGCGUGCAGGACUUACCUCCAGACGGACAUGGGGUCUUACUUGAUGCGAUCCGGGCGCGAUGAGAGUCUCCUUCUGGGGGAUCUUCAUCUCACGCUCCUGGGGCUGAUCCCCCCGGGAGUGGAGAGGGUGGGGGAUCUGUUCGUCGUGGUAGAGGUUGAUAGCUAUGGGCACUAUUUCAAGAGGGCUAAGAGCAGGAUCGCCCGGGGGCAGGCGCCGACUUGGGGGGAGACUUUCGUGGUGGAGCUCGAGGGGAGUCAGAACCUCAGGGUGCUCUUGUAUGAGGAGUGCGGGGGGAAGAGCGUGCUCAGGGGUAAGUGCACUCAGAAGUUGAGCAGGAGCUGGCUCCAGGGGGAUGGGGUCGAGAGGGGACUCAAUCUGGGACCCGCGAGCCUAGAUGUCGGGCUGAAAUUCGUGCCGAGUGAGGUCACCUUGAGGAGGGUGCCCAGCGCAAAGCCGCAGGGGCUUUUUGGCGCGAAGAUUCAACAGGUUUGCAAGAGGGAAAAACGAGAUGUUCCGUUCAUCAUCACAGCUUGUGUGAGAGAAGUUGAGCGACGCGGGAUGAGCGAAGUAGGGCUUUAUCGAGUUUCGGGCUCGGCUUCGGAUGUCAUGAAACUCAGGAAGUCCUUUGAGAGCAACUCCUACGAGGCUGAGCAACUUUUGAAAGAGGUCGAUGUUCACUCGGUCACUGGAGUUCUCAAGCUCUAUCUCCGCGAAAUGCCGGAGGCCCUUUUCACUGACGCCCUCUAUCCCGCGUACCUCGAGGCCUUUCAGACGGGCGAGCUCAACAGGGGCCCCGCCCUCCGCAGGGUCCACGAUAACCUCCCAGGGGUCAACAAAGCGGUCAUCGAAUUUCUCCUCGCUCAUCUCAGGAGAGUUAAUAAACACGAGGGGCAGAACAAAAUGUCCCUGCACAAUCUUGCCACUGUCUUUGGACCAACAUUACUCAGACCUGGUACCAAUAACUCAAGGUCAGAUCCAAAGAGCCGCGAUCCCCUUGCUGCUGGAACUGUUGAUGUUAUGGCACAAGCUGGUAUUCUCUACUGCUUUCUGCAGAUGAACAGGGAGAAUCAUCAAUCGCUUUAAUCUAGUCCAAAUAAUGAUGUUUGAAGGUAGUUUUUAGGGUUAGAGUGACUUUGAGCAGCAAAACCAGUUAUUUUUUAAUUAAGUGUUAUGCUUAAUGAUUUUUUGGGAUUUUCAGGAAAACUGCCGUUGAUCGGGGGUCGAUGAUGACUCCUAGGGACAGUUGGGAAAAUUUCAGAUUCCAAACCCUGGUUUUCCAGCCCAUUUUGACCCGUAAUUUCUUGGGUUAUUGACCAAACAUUUUUUCGAGGUUGAAAUAGGAAUUUCGAGUUUUCAAGAGCUCUGAUCGGGCAAAAUGGACUUAAAACCAAAGGUUGGAAUCGCAAAUUUCACCGGCUGUGCAAUGGGGUCAUUUUCGACCCCACAGCUAUUCCAAUUGGGGAGAUAUCCUAAAAAAUGCGAAAAACACAAUUUUCGCACUCAAUUUUUCAGGUGAAAUUGAAGAUUUGUGAGUCUUCACUUUAAUUCUGGAAUAUUUCUGUACUUCAAGGCAACAAUUGUAAUCAUUUCAUGAUAACAGACUGCUGAGACUGAUAAGCCAGUAUGAAGAGACAAAACGAUGGAACAAAGAAGAGAGGAAAGAGAAUGAGAAUGAAAAAUAUUAACCAAUUUUUAUGAAUUUCCUACCAAUUUUCUCAUCCUUUGAAGGUUUUAUAAAGUAUAUAGAUGAAUAUAUAUUUCGUAUUUUUACACGAAAUGAGCUGAAUGCUUUGUAUUUUUCAGAAUUUAGAACGUAGGUGCCAAAAAACAAGAAAAGCAUACAUAAUCUUAAUGAAAUUGCAUUUUUGACCAACUUUACUCCAUUUGUACUUCAACGGAUUUCUAAUGAACCAAAAUAUUACGAUUAUUACCUGAUGUGGCAGCAGAUUCCCAAGAUUUUGGAACGCAAAUUUUUGUACAAUUUUUAUGGUGAAUUUUUGAUGAGGAAAAACAGUUUAAGAGAAAGUUGAAAAAGAACUUUGAAGAUUAUCCGCUCGACCUGAAGAGAUAGAGAGAUGUCAGUCAUGAAAAGACGACCCAUUUUGCCCCUGUUAUUUCUAAGUCAUCUAGGAGUGCGAAAUUUCAAGUGAUAAAAGUCAUGAUUUGAGAAAUAAGACACCAAAAUGGGUUUGUGAGGAAUUUUCUCAAUUAAAAAUUGGCUAGAUUUUGGGGUGAGACUAGGCUAAAGUCUAUAUCUCUUGAAGUCCUCGAGAUAUUCACGAAAAACGAUGAAUUGAAGCGUUUCACUCGUCUCAAAAAUGUUAAGAAAUUUAUGAAAAAAAAUUGUUUAUCCCUUUUCUACCGCAAGAAGGCUUGGCUUGCCGUCCACAGGGCUGCGGACGUGUGUAUUAUAUCCUAUACAUAAUAUUCCUAGCAUAAACCACCAUUAAGCAAUGAUGAGGAAGUAUAAACGAGCAUACUUAUUAAAAUAUACACAAUUUUGUAAGGGCGAGUGGUGGAAGCGAAGAAGGAAUUUUUUGUAAAUUUUUUUAUAUCGAGUGCGAAAAAAGUUCUAUGACAAUCGAGUAAGAUUGUUCCUUUUCAUACGAUUGUGCUACCAUUAUUAUUAAUAAAAAAUAUUGAGAGAA
Molecule: messenger RNA, 4941 nt
Organism: Diachasma alloeum
Lineage: Eukaryota; Metazoa; Arthropoda; Insecta; Hymenoptera; Braconidae
Gene: RhoGAP1A
Product: active breakpoint cluster region-related protein
Exons: 5
Coding region: 128-3376 (1082 amino acids)
Biological process (GO): positive regulation of GTPase activity; intracellular signal transduction
Cellular component (GO): membrane
Molecular function (GO): GTPase activator activity; guanyl-nucleotide exchange factor activity
Source: RefSeq, a predicted model, not a curated record